GGAAAUUAAAGCUGAAUGAUACCUACCAAGUGGAAGCGGUCGUGUGAUUAUUCCGUCCGGUGUUAUUAGUUGUGCUGUUUUGUUUCAGUCAGAUUUAUUGGGGGGGGGGGGGGGGAAGAAUAAAAAUUGAGCUCGCGCAGAAUUCUGGGAGUUGUAGUUUAUCACCCGGACUGUUGGCGGUGACUACGGGCCCAGUUCGCCUGCUGAUAUUUCGUGUAUGUUGUAGAACGGACGCUGGAGUCAAGCAGGAUAGGUUUCAGCUCUCGUCGGGAAGAUUAAGCCAUUGAAGGAGUAAAUUACUCGUCACAUGGUGACAGCAUGGCGUGUUUCGCCGAUUUAAAUAUCGUCAAUGUGGGUGAUAGAAAACGAAUGCAAACUAUAAUAGAAACUGCGGCGCAUCUUGGUUAUUCGACAGUUGCAAUUAAUCACGUGGUUGAUUUUCAACAGAAAGGGCAGGAAAUUACAAAUCCAGUAUCCAUCACAGAGCUAUUUCCAUCUCCACCUAUUGUGCAGGGAAAAUCAAAACCAAUUAAAAUUCUGACCAGACUUACUUUGAUUGCAUCUGAUGUUUCACAUUACAAUCAAUUGAGAACUGCUUGCCCUCAGACGACGCCAUAUGAUAUUAUAGCUGUGGAACCCAAAACAGAAAAGUUGUUUCAUGUGGCUUGUAUGACUUUAGAUGUUGACCUAAUUUGUAUUCAAGGGAUCGCAAAACUACCAUUCCGUAUCACCCGGCCUCCUGUGAAUGGGGCUAUUGCAAGAGGAAUCUAUUUUGAAAUAACAUAUUUUCCUGCUAUUAAUGAUUCCACACUAAGAAGAUACACCAUUUCAAAUGGAAUCUGCCUGAUAAAUGUAUGCAAAGGAAAGAAUAUAAUUGUGUCAAGUGCAACUGAAGAGUUUUUGGGACUGAGAGGACCAUAUGAUAUUUCUAACUUUGGAAUGCUUUUUGGCCUAUCUGAAGGAGAUGCCAAAGCUGCUAUAUCAACAAACUGCAGAGCUGUCCUUCUGCAUGGACAAACCAGGAAAACUGCAUUAGGUGUGAUCUACACUACAAGAAAAGUUACAGCAACUGAAGAUAGAGAAGAAGGAAGGCCUUGUUCCAAGAAAGCCAAGACUGAAAGUAACCGGUGAUGGGAUGAAAUCCUUGUUAUUACCUGAAUUUCAUUUACUCUACAAAUAUGAAAGUAUGUCCAUAUUUUUCUGAAUAGUGAUCUAACAACAUUGUGCUGUUGAAGUAACUUUUUAAAUUGACAUUAGAUAUUUCAGCCAUCAAAAAUGAACUUCAGAGUUCAUAAUUAAGUUCUACAACCAGUUAGGUGCAGUGUAAACUCAAAAUAAUAUUUUGUCAAUUCUGAAUUCCAACUGUGAGAAAUUCAAAGAUGGAAACAAAUAAGACAGGGAAAUAGUGAAUAAAUUU
Messenger RNA from Hypanus sabinus (Atlantic stingray), 1417 nucleotides. RefSeq names its product ribonuclease P/MRP 30 subunit (gene rpp30). Gene Ontology annotation, cellular component: nucleolar ribonuclease P complex. The record is from RefSeq and is a predicted model, not a curated record. NCBI's taxonomy places the organism in Eukaryota, Metazoa, Chordata, Chondrichthyes, Myliobatiformes, Dasyatidae. Bases 319 to 1131 code for a protein of 270 amino acids. Gene Ontology annotation, molecular function: RNA binding. Gene Ontology annotation, biological process: tRNA processing. The transcript has 11 exons.